AGGCUUCUGGCGAGAGCUGGUCGGUCGCAAGAAUCGUGCUUUCCUCCAUCACCAAGUUACUCAGUAGAGCUGAGGCCAUCCACACAGCACGAUGAAGUUUUUGAAACGCGAAGCUCGCGCUGAUCGCGCUGAGCACCCGGACUCGACGCCGGUGUACAGGUCCACUCAGAAGCAGCUCCCCAUGUUGCAUCUGAAAGACACCGUGCGGAACAAUGUCAUUGCCGUCAUUGGAGAAUUCGUUGGAACCUUCCUGUUCUUGUUUUUCUCGUUCGCUGGCACUCAGGUGUCCAAUACGCCCAAACCGGUGGAAGGUGCUCCGCCGAAUACAGCAAACUUGCUCUAUUCGUCCUUGUCAUUCGGGUUUUCUUUGAUGGUCAAUGUCUGGGCCUUUUACCGCGUGACGGGCGGUCUCUUCAAUCCAGCGGUCACACUGGCGUUAUGCCUCGUGGGAGGCCUGUCUCCCAUUCGGGGAGUCCUCGUCUUCGCAGCUCAGAUCGUGGGUGGUAUUGCAUCGGCCGGGGUGGUCAGCGCACUGUUUCCGGGCGACUUGAAUGUCGCAACCCGUCUCGGAGGAGGAGCCUCCAUCUCCCAGGGGCUGUUCAUUGAGAUGUUCCUCACCGCGCAACUGGUCUUUGUGAUCAUCAUGUUGGCAGUGGUGAAACACAAGUCAACCUUCCUGGCCCCGGUCGGAAUUGGUCUGGUCUUCUUUGUCACUGAGAUGAUUGGUGACUACUAUACCGGCGGCUCCCUCAAUCCUGCUCGCUCUCUCGGCCCGGACGUCAUCAACCGCAGCUUCCCGGGCUACCACUGGAUUUACUGGGUCGGUCCAUUGCUUGGUUCCUUGCUGGCGUGCGGUUUCUUUGGUCUCCUGAGGAUGAUGGAAUACCAGACCGCCAAUCCGGGACAGGAUUAUAACGAGUGGGAAGCCAAGAACGGCCCCGGAUCCUGGGAUGCCACGAUGAACCGGCCAUCGGUCCAAUUAUCCGACUCGUCCACAUUAAACCGGGCGCAUUCGCCUAAUGGUCAUGCUGUGCAACCGCAACACGUCAACGGUGCAGAGCAGGUUUAACCGCUGGCGGCCAGCCGAGCUGGAACUAGAUGAGCCAUACAUCUUGCCAUUGGACUCGACGACGCUUUUGAUGCUGAUGUUUUUGUUUAUCUGCCUGGGUGGCUCCUCUCUGCGGGAUAGCCAGGGCGACAUGGGAUCCUGUAGUUUAUUGUUAUUGUGAAUAUGUAUCGUUACAUCGCAAGCAAGGAUUAAUGACUGUUGGGGGAGAGUCUUGGGUGGGAGGGUUACAUAUUAGCUAAUGGUGGUUGGGACGGGCUUGAAGAGUCCCAUGCGCACGUCACGUUGGGUCUCCUAACCCUUUUAGUCGAUAGUCUGUUCCAUUAGUCCCAAAUUGAUCGACUCCGUUCUUCCGGCAUCAUCAAAAGGAAUUUGUUUCCAGCGUCGAAUUUCUCUGCCGGCCAAAGGACCUCCAUAGCGACAACUUUCUUGAAAUAAUUCACUCCAUG
Messenger RNA from Aspergillus pseudotamarii, 1515 nucleotides. Its product is annotated as aquaporin. The record is from RefSeq and is a predicted model, not a curated record. Gene Ontology annotation, molecular function: water channel activity. Lineage: Eukaryota; Fungi; Ascomycota; Eurotiomycetes; Eurotiales; Aspergillaceae. The transcript has 3 exons. Gene Ontology annotation, cellular component: plasma membrane. Gene Ontology annotation, biological process: transmembrane transport. The coding region runs from base 92 to 1069 and encodes 325 amino acids.